Messenger RNA from Prosopis cineraria, 1983 nucleotides. RefSeq names its product chaperone protein dnaJ 15-like. NCBI's taxonomy places the organism in Eukaryota, Viridiplantae, Streptophyta, Magnoliopsida, Fabales, Fabaceae. The record is from RefSeq and is a predicted model, not a curated record.
CAAAGCUUUCCUGGACUUUCGCGUCGUGGUCGUACUGUUGCAUAUCCUUGUUUACAGCAGACGGUCUUCCUCUUUCUGGGUCUGGUAAAUUCAAAACCCCAAUCUCGACCUUUUCUUUUCCGUUAUAAAUUUGACCUCACUUCUUGGGCAAGAUCUCAAUCCUCAUCAGCUGAUCAGUUUUCGUCUUUUUGACAUUUCGAGGAAAGUAUUAGCGACCCAAUGACGCUUUGAAUCGUGUCUCUUCUACUGUGGGAGUCUUCAUCUGUUUUUUGGUUCUGGGUUUGGUGGUUUCGGUUUGAGCCACUGGUGGCAGAUUUCAUUGAUUGAAGAAGGUAAUAACACACUGAAUUUCGGGACACAAAAGGGGAAACUUUUUCAUUAGCCGCUCUGUAAGCAAAAGAGCGGUCGACGGCUGGAAUGGGGACGGGUUCCAAGAUCGAUGGACCUUCUACCCCAUCAAUUCGACGAGACCCUUAUGAGGUAUUGUCAGUGUCAAAGGAUGCAAAUGAUCAGGAAAUAAAAACGGCUUACAGAAAGCUCGCUCUCAAGUAUCACCCUGACAAGAAUGCUAACAAUCCUGAAGCAUCAGAACUAUUUAAAGAGGUUUCAUAUUCUUACAACAUCUUAUCUGAUCCAGAGAAGAGAAGGCAGUAUGACAGUGCAGGAUUUGAGGCACUUGAUGCUGAUAGCAUGGACAUGGAAAUCGAUUUAUCAAAUCUUGGAACUGUUAACACAAUGUUUGCAGCAUUAUUCAGCAAGCUGGGUGUCCCUAUCAAGACUACCAUUUCAGCAAAUGUUCUUGAAGAAGCCCUGAAUGGCACAGUUACAGUUAGACCCCUUCCUAUUGGAACGUCAGUUAGUGGAAAGGUAGAGAAGCAAUGUGCUCAUUUUUUUGGUGUGACAAUAAAUGAGCAGCAAGCUGAGGAAGGGAUUGUAGUGAGAGUUACUUCAACUGCACAAAGCAAAUUCAAACUUCUCUACUUUGAACAUGAUGCAAAUGGUGGGUAUGGCUUGGCGUUACAGGUAGAUAGCGAGAAGACUGGCAAGGUGACAUCCGCUGGCAUGUAUUUCUUACAUUUUCAAGUAUACAGAAUGGAUUCAACUGUGAAUGCAUUGGCUAUGGCGAAGGAUCCUGAAGCAGCUUUCUUCAAAAGGUUGGAAGGUCUUCAACCUUGUGAAGUCUCAGAAUUAAAGCCUGGCACUCAAUUUGCUGUUUAUGGAGAUAACUUCUUUAAGACUGCUGCCUAUACAAUCGUCGAGGCUCUUUGUGCAAAAUCUUAUGAGGAUACUUCACAAAAACUUAAGGACAUUGAAGCUCAAAUUCUUAGAAAGAGGAAUGAUUUGCGCCAAUUUGAAUCAGAAUACAGAAAGGCAUUGGCACGCUAUCAAGAGGUGAGAAGAUAUGCUCAAGAAAAACAAUCAGUGGAUGAACUUCUGAAACUGAGAGACACUAUCCAUUCCUCCUUCACUGUUGCUAAGUCUGUCUCUGUUAGUGGGAAUAGUAGUAAUUUGAGCAAUGGAAGUAGUAGCAAGAUCGCGGGCGAGGAUUCCAAAGUUGAGAGCCCUGUGGAAGAUGGAAGCUCAGAUGGCAAGGAUAAAUCAGGCAAAAAGAAAUGGUUCAACCUCAAUCUCAAGGGUUCUGAUAAGAGAAAUUAACUUGAAAGGUGCUUGGUGUGGCUUCUUUGGAUUAAUCAGAGCUAGAGUGCAGUCCCGGUAAAUCAUCACAGUUAGAAGCCUGUCUGAUACUUCACUUGCAGUUCAUGUUGAACCUUUUUUCCUCAUUUUUCUUUGUUCUAUUAAGGGUGUAAACUGGCUUUUCUCUUAAUCUGUUCCUUUGUUCCAUGUUGUAUUCCCAGGUAUAUGUUUGCUGUUUCUCAUUUCCAUAUUCUUAUCUACCCUUGAUGCUCACAUUUUAUAAUUCUCAUGUAGCGUUUUGAACAUAUAUAAUUUUCUCAUUGUAAUGAUAUGUUCAUUCUUCCUGUA